AUGUCGCAGAGCGGGAAGUUGAUGCCCAAUUUAGAUCAGCAGAGCACCAAGGUCCUCAAUCUCACCGUCCUUCAACGGAUCGAUCCUUUCGUCGAGGAGAUCCUCAUGACCGCGGCCCACGUCACCUUCUACGAAUUCAACAUUGAGCUCAAUCAAUGGAGCCGCAAGGAUGUCGAAGGCUCUCUAUUUGUCGUCAAGAGAAAUACACAACCCAGAUUUCAGUUCAUUGUCAUGAACCGACGCAACACAGAUAAUCUGGUUGAGGAUCUCUUGGGAGAUUUUGAAUAUGAAGUUCAAGUUCCAUAUUUGUUGUAUCGGAAUGCAGCCCAGGAAGUUAAUGGUAUAUGGUUCUACAAUGCACAUGACUGUGAAGCUGUUGCAAAUCUUUUUGGCAGGAUACUGAAUGCAUACUCCAAAGUCCCUCCAAAGCCCAAAGCUUCAACUAAAAGCAGUGAGUUUGAAGAGUUGGAAGCUGUUCCAACGUCAGCUGUUGUGGAAGGUCCUCUGGAGCCACCACCAACAUCAUCUGCAGCUGCUGCUGUUCCUGAUGUUCCCGAUGAUUCAUUUGUGAACUUCUUCAGUACAGCUACAAAUAUUGGGAAUAUAUCAAAUUCAACAGUAACCGGACAACAACAUCAAUCUUCUGUGGCAAUUCCUUCAUCUUCCCAUGUACCUAAUGUCAUUCCAUCACCUGCGCCAACCCUGCAGUCUGCCCUUUCUCUGCCAACUUCAACCCCUCCUCUAAUGCCACUCCUUGAUGUUCAUGAAUCUAGCAGCAAUAUUAAUCGUGUUACAAAUCUGGUCAAACCUUCCCUUUUUGCACCUGCGCCCGCAUCUUCUUCAUUGAUGAUGCCACCAUUAGCAUCUUCUAUGCCCACUGCUCCCCCACUUCAUCCUCCUUUAACCAUGCAGCGUCCGUAUGGUACUCCGUUGCUUCAACCAUUUCCUCCACCUGCUCCACCUCCUUCGCUUACUCCUGCUCCAAACUAUGGUUCCGUUAUUACAAGAGACAAAGUCCGGGAUGCAUUGCUGAAGCUUGUGCAGAACGACCAAUUCAUUGAUAUGGUGUACCGGGAGAUGCUGAAUGCACAUCUUUCAUAAAACUGAAGAGUGGGGUUUUGGAGUUGUGCCUGCUUUUGUUCAUGUGGUUUCUUCAUUUCCUGUGCUUGUAGGACGCUCGCUUAUCUAGCUUUGUAAGUCUUUGCCGUACUCAUGGGAACCCCUAUUUUAUGCAAAUUUUUCGUACAUAUAUCAGUAGUGACAUUGUACAGAUGUUCAUUUUGUGUUUGUGAAUUCUCAGGUUUUUCAUUAUUUCAACACCUGAUUGUGGAGCAUAUAAAAAAUUGAAAAAUAACAGGUGUUUUGUGCUACUCAUCUCCA
Molecule: messenger RNA, 1380 nt
Organism: Elaeis guineensis (African oil palm)
Lineage: Eukaryota; Viridiplantae; Streptophyta; Magnoliopsida; Arecales; Arecaceae
Product: mRNA-decapping enzyme-like protein
Biological process (GO): positive regulation of catalytic activity; deadenylation-dependent decapping of nuclear-transcribed mRNA; deadenylation-independent decapping of nuclear-transcribed mRNA
Cellular component (GO): P-body
Molecular function (GO): mRNA binding; enzyme activator activity
Source: RefSeq, a predicted model, not a curated record